This is a messenger RNA of Amoebophrya sp. A25, 1337 nucleotides long. The record is from the annotation of a GenBank genome assembly. Lineage: Eukaryota; Dinophyceae; Syndiniales; Amoebophryaceae.
AUGGAGGCUUUUGCGUCUUGCUCCUCUGGUAUGAAGGGAACUAGCGUCAUGCGUUUCCCACGAUAUGAAGUUUGGGAGAAAGACCCUAGCCACCUGAUGGAUUACAUUUUGCGCUUCGGGACGAUUGUCGAGGGACACGAGAAUUUCAAUUCUUCGAAUAGCACGUCUCUCGUACUAGGUGAAGAAAAGGACACAACAUCAAGCACAGGCGAAAAGACACCACUUUCACGUUGGCCCGCUUUGAUUUUCAGAAUAGGUGAUACGAGAUCAAAAGGAGACGACGACUCAGCAGGAAGUGCCCGAUCGGACGUUCCUAAUGCUAGUUCUGAAAAUCCUCCUCCAGCAGGUGAAGUAGUCAAAAUUUCAAAAAAGGACUAUCAUAUUAACGUCAAUGAAGACGGAUGCAACUUGGAGGGCGGCAGUGUGGAAAGCAGUUGCGAAAAAGGAGAAGCCUCACGUUGUGGUGAUCUUGACAAAAAGACGACAAUAGUACCUCACAAGGAUAACACACAAAAGCAAAGUAGCUCUGCUUCUUUUAAGGGUUACCCUAUAAUGCAUCUUCUGAAGCAUCUUACUUAGACCUGUCCCGUAAGGGGAAAAUAGGUCCAAGAUGAAUCCCGCGAUGGAUUAGGGUCCGCUCUAAUUCUUGUACAUCGAAGCGAACACCAAAGCAAAUUACAACAACUUCUCCAUCACAGCUAAACAAGAUCUACUUUUUUUCACCGGACUUGGCAGCGAUUAGAGCAGAGCUAAGGCGAAGGUUGGGCAACUUGAACGCAAAGUUGCUGGACCAAGUCUUGGUUCCCCGCGUUGCAUCUCGGUUACUCGCGGCACUUCGAACCCUUGGGAAGGAGUUGGUGACGCUCAUGACAUCGUUGGGAGGGAAAGGGAGAUCUUAAGACAUUUAUCCGUGUGAAUAUUUAUCAUACAAGCUGUUGAUAUUUAAGGAGAUUAUAGCCCUGGUAAUUUGUGAAUUCUGGGCACAACUAUCUUGAUUUCAGAUGCUGUAGUACAAAAAAUCUCUCUAAUACUAAUUCGGAGAAUCGAGGUGGCUUGUGAUGGACGCAGCGGAGAGAAGAAAAUCAAGGCUCAAGCAAAGCAAGCCGAAGAAAAAAACUCGCCAACAAGGGAACCUUCGCUCUCACUCUGGACCGCCAUCAAGAGGCGGGCAGAAGAGACCAGGUUCCUCAACGAGGAAAGGAGACGAUGAAAUUAUAGGAGAUACAACAACUAAGACGACGAGUACCAUGCUAGUAGACCGUAAGUGCACUGAGAGGCUGUUAGAACCGGAUAUGAAACGAAAAAAACAAGACAAUGAUCGAGAAUCAAUAUGUUGA